This is a messenger RNA of Solanum verrucosum, 1557 nucleotides long. Its product is annotated as probable leucine-rich repeat receptor-like protein kinase At1g35710. Gene Ontology annotation, molecular function: protein binding. The coding region runs from base 1 to 1557 and encodes 518 amino acids. NCBI's taxonomy places the organism in Eukaryota, Viridiplantae, Streptophyta, Magnoliopsida, Solanales, Solanaceae. The record is from RefSeq and is a predicted model, not a curated record. The transcript has 3 exons.
AUGGGAAGAAGUUGCAAUCUUCUCUUUGCUCUUUCGGUUUUCAUUCUGCUCCAUACUUCACUCUCUACUGUUCCAAAUAUUACUACUGAUGAAGCUGCUCUUCUUGCCUUCAAAUCUCACAUUUCUUCUUCUGAUCCUAACAACAUCUUAGCAACCAACUGGUCUUCUUCCACCUCUGUUUGCACCUGGAUUGGAAUCACUUGCACCUCCCGACACCAUCGAGUCGCAGCGUUAGACAUUUCUAGCAUGAAACUUCAUGGUACCAUUCCUCCACACCUUGGAAACCUCUCAUUUCUUGUUUCCUUUGACAUUAGUGACAACUCUUUCCGUGGAGAUUUGCCACAAGAGUUGGCUCAUUUGCAGAGGUUGAAACUGAUUAAUGUCACAAGCAAUAACUUUACGGGUGCCAUUCCAUCAUUUUUAAGUUUCUUACCUAACCUUCGAGACAUGUACCUUUCGAUGAACCAAUUUUCAGGGGUAAUUCCAUCUUCCCUUUCAAAUUUAACAAAGCUGAAAAUGUUGAGGUUGAAGAGUAAUUUUCUGGAAGGAGAGAUCCCUCUAGAGCUCGGUGAUCUUCGUUACAUGACGUUCUUAGACCUGUCGUUUAAUCAGCUCACAGGAUCUAUACCAUCAUCUAUCUAUAACAUUUCUCGAAUAGAAAAGAUUGAUCUCACCUACAAUAAUCUUACUGGUAAGCUUCCAACAACUAUAUGUGACCAUCUUCCAAACUUGGAACAAUUUGCCAUCUCAUUCAACUACCUAGAUGGCAUUAUUCCACCAAACAUAGAAAAAUGCAGAAAGCUUCAACUCUUGUCAUUGUCUGAAAAUGAUUUCACUGGAACGAUACCAAGAGAGUUAGCCAACUUGACAGCUCUUACAGAAUUAUAUCUUGGAGGACUGCACCUGGAAGGAGAGAUACCAGCGGAGCUAGGUAAUCUUAAGAAACUAUGGUACUUGGGAUUAGAUAUAAAUAACUUUACUGGUUCCGUCCCGGCAAGCAUUUUCAACAUGUCAUUAUUGCAGAUCCUAUCACUUAGAGAAAACAGGCUUUCAGGUACUCUACCUUCAGAUUUGGGUGGCGGAAUGCCCAGCCUAGAAGAACUUUAUUGUGGAUCCAAUAAUCUGAGUGGUUUUAUCUCUACCUCUAUCUCAAAUUCCUCAAGACUCAGAAUACUUGACCUCACAUUUAACAGUUUCACAGGUCCAAUUCCUGAAUCACUUGGUAACUUAAAAUACCUUGAGUUUCUAAACUUGGGGAAGAAUAAUUUUGUCGGUGAUUCAGCAUUGAGCUUCCUGAUAUCUUUGACAAAAUGUAGGAAACUAAAAGCUGUCAGUUUUGCAUAUAAUCCAUUGGAUGGUGUUUUUCCGGCAUCUGUUGGGAAUUUCUCUGACUCUCUACAAUCGUUUGAAGGACAUAGUUGUAAAUUGAAGGGCAUCAUUCCCGAAGAAAUUGGUAAUCUUACUAAAGUGACAAAGAUGAAUUUGUAUAACAAUGAGUUGACUGGAGAUAUUCCAAAUACUGAAAUCAAGUUUCUGGUUCCAUACCGCCAUGCUUAG